Molecule: messenger RNA, 1825 nt
Organism: Oncorhynchus nerka (sockeye salmon)
Lineage: Eukaryota; Metazoa; Chordata; Actinopteri; Salmoniformes; Salmonidae
Exons: 8
Coding region: 83-1126 (347 amino acids)
Cellular component (GO): plasma membrane
Source: RefSeq, a predicted model, not a curated record
GUCGGUCUCGCUUUCUGCGACGUAGCAGGGCUAUGCGCGAGACACCUUCAUCUCGUCAAGGUGGCUGAACAGACUCAAAGAGAUGAUGCCCUUCAAAUUCCGUGAAUCUAAAAUGCCAUGGCCCCUGAUAUUUCUGUUGUGCUGGAGCUAUGUUUUGAAAGCUACACACACAUCCAUUAUCAUCCAGACGCCAGGGAGGAUGAUGGUGAAGACUGGUGAUACAGUGACCUUGAAAUGCUAUUUGGUUGAGCUUAUCACCUACUGCUACUCUGUGAUUUGGAUGAAAGUAGACCCCAGGAAUGGAACACUGGCUAAGAUUGCAAACUUAAAGAUUGAUAACAACUCUGAGGAGGGAGAAGGGAAACAGGACAAACUAUGUUCUGCUACAAUCGCCAACGCAACAGUGAGCGACUCAGGAAUGUACUAUUGUUCAGCUGUUCAAUCCGAAAUUAUCCACACGGGCAAUGGUUCUAGAGUUGUUGUGACAGAGAGAGAGAGAACACAGAACAUCACUGAAUCGCCAGCCAUCAAACUCCUCUCUCCAUCGGACGUUGACAGGUCUGUUGUGUUGACGACUCUAUACUACACAGCAGAGUCCUUCAUCCCUCUGCUGUGUUUGGUGUUGGAAGUGGUCCCAUCUCAGGUCCAUGUGUUCUGGCUCAUAGACGGGAGAGAGGACAGUGGACUAACUUCGUCCACUUGGACAGACAACAGUGAUUCAGCCACAGAGUUCACUAUGAACCAGAUUCUAGUCCAAGCAGAGGAGUGGGACAGAGGGGUGCAGUGUACGUGUGUGGUGGAGUUUGAGGGAAAUUCUAUCAACAAAACCCUGAUAAAGCCCAAUGAUUCCACUGGCAUGUGCACAAUGGUGCUGUAUUGGAUAUCUGCAGCUGCUCUCGUCACCAUUAUAGUGGCUGUCACUGUCGCUGUGUGUCGGCACCGUGGACAUCCCAUGGUUACUGAUGAGGAUACAAGACAAAGAGGCACAGGCACAGAGAGCAGGCAGCAUCAAUCUGGGAGACUCGGAGAAGCUAGAAAGGCAGUUCGAUCAUCCGUCUCGGAGGUCCAGUAUGCGACUUUGGACCACAUCCAGUUUGGGAGACGCCCAAAUACAAUUAUCCAAUAAUAUUUUGAAGAAGAAAUUGCAUAAGAGUUUUCAGAUUAUUAUGUAUGUAUUUGUGUAUAAACCAAGAGCCAGUGUCCCCAAUUGCUAAGUGCCCAGAGCCAAUAGUGCGACACAGAGCUCUUUUUUUAAUAUCGUAAUUCAACUGUGGGAAAUCCUCCUAAUAGUCAUUAAACUGUCCCAGUCCUAAAAUGUUUUCAAAGGUCAGGUUAGAGCCCUUCCGUGGGAAAACGUGUACAAGCCUACAUAGGAAAAUGACUGAAAUAGUCUUGAAUUUUGUAUUGAUGAUAUAUUUAUUGUGGUGUAGGCUAAUUGGCUGCUUAUAGGCCCAUGUGUUUUCCUGUGUAUUUUUAUUUAUUUUAUACCUUUAUUUAACGAGGCAAGUCAGUUAAUAAGAACAAAGUCUUAUUUUCAAUGACGGCCUAGGAACAGUGGGUUGUUCAGGGGCAGAACGACAGAAUUUGACCUUGUCCUGGUUUUGUCCUACACAGAGGACCACAUUGGAAAUAAGUGUUCUUAGCUAUCCUGUCUUACCCUCAGGGAUUAAUUGUAAAUUAAUAUCUUGUUUUUUCUUUGUUUUCAUUUUAUUACCUCUUUCAUUACCUCUUAUCUAAUUUACAAUGUUCCUGGAACUGUUGGUGCCAACACUGCCUAUGUAUUUGAACACAUGUUUAAAAACGUUGCUUGAAUGCUAAAAAAAUA